AAGCAAUUGGAGGCGAGCCGGGGAUAUAGAAGCUCUUGAGGAGGCACUCUGAUCGAACCACAUCAUCGCCCUGGUCUUGCAUACCUCUCGGUGCUUGUUCUCGACUUUCCGUAUUCCUACCGCCUGAGCCGACGAGCAUACAUCGCCCACCAUGGCAGAGAAUCUGAGGAUAGCAAUUAUUGGCGCGGGAAUGGGCGGUCUCGCAACCGCGCUCUCCCUCGCAAAAGCCGGCCACAAGAACAUCACGGUCUACGAGACUGCACCCGGACUCGGCUUCGUCGGCGCAGGCAUCCAGCUCGCACCAAACAUGGCACGCAUCCUCGACCGCAUGGGCUGCUGGAAGCAGAUCGCCGAAGAAGCCGUGCAAUGCAGCGACACAUCCAUCCGUGAAGGCAGCACGGAUGAGGAGCUGGGAUACGUAAAGCUCGAAUACGUAGAGAAGACAUAUGGAUACCCGCAUAUGGUCGGCCAUCGAGCGAGCCUAGCAGGCGCAAUGUACGACGGGUGCUUGAAGGAGCCGGGUAUCACAUUCAAGCUGAACAGCUUGAUAUCAGACGUGCAGUUCGGCGCGAAGCCCAGCUUCCUGGUGUCACCUGCGACCGCGGAGAAGAUGUCGGGAGCACGGCCGGAGCGAGUAGAGUGCGAUAUCCUCAUAGGUUGCGACGGCGUGAAGAGUCUGACCCGAGUCGCCAUGCUGAAGGAGCUCAACGAGACGGCCGAUGUCAAGGAUUCCGGACAGGCCGCGUACCGCAUUCUGCUCACGCGGGAGCAAAUGAAGGACGACCCAGAGCUGAUCAGGCUCCUCGAUGCAGACACGGUGACGCGCUGGAUCGGCGAGAAGAAACACAUCAUCGCCUACCCGAUCCACAACAAGCAGAUAUACAACAUCUCGACCGCCCAGCCCGACGUCAACUUCGCCGGCGCGCCAAACUCGACAUACACGACCACGGGCUCCAAGUCCGCCAUGAUGCAGGUCUACGGAGACUUCUGUCCCAUGAUUCACCGGAUGCUGGAUCUAGUGCCAGACGGCGAAGUCGUGGAGUGGAAGCUCCGUGUCCACGAGCCGCUCAGCACAUGGAUCCACGACAGCGUAGCUCUCGUCGGCGACGCAUGCCACCCCACCCUUCCCCAUCUCGCCCAAGGCGCCGCCCAAGCCAUCGAAGACGGCGCCGUGCUCGGCGUAACCCUCCAUCCGAAGCGCAUCGCAGACUGCAGCCCCGCGACCAUCAACCGCGCCCUCAAGCUCUACGAGAAAGUGCGGAAAGGCCGCGCCGAAGCGCUCGUCGAGCUCGCGGCCGAGAACGGGCGGCAGAUGCACCUCGGUUCUGGCAAGGCGAAGGAGGAGCGCGACAAGAUCUUCGCGGCGCUGAAGACAGGCAAGGGCCCGGUGCCGGAUAAGUGGGCGGAUGCGGAUGUGCAGAGGAUGAUUUACGGAUGCGAUGUCGUGGCAGAUGCGGAGAGAGUGUGUAAAGAGGAGGGGUUUGCGAGUAAACUGUGAGUAACCUUUUCCUGGAUGCUAUGGUGAGGUGGUCUGAUGUGUUCUCUUCAGAGAUGCUUAACUUGGGGUGCUUGAUCAUGCCUUGUCACAUAGCGAUGGAAGCAAAUGAAAUUCUGAAAUGUUAACAA
This is a messenger RNA of Trematosphaeria pertusa, 1626 nucleotides long. Its product is annotated as FAD/NAD(P)-binding domain-containing protein. Gene Ontology annotation, molecular function: monooxygenase activity; FAD binding. The coding region runs from base 152 to 1498 and encodes 448 amino acids. Lineage: Eukaryota; Fungi; Ascomycota; Dothideomycetes; Pleosporales; Trematosphaeriaceae. Gene Ontology annotation, biological process: secondary metabolite biosynthetic process. The transcript is spliced from 2 exons. The record is from RefSeq and is a predicted model, not a curated record.